This is a messenger RNA of Zingiber officinale, 942 nucleotides long. Its product is annotated as probable glutathione S-transferase GSTU6. The record is from RefSeq and is a predicted model, not a curated record. The transcript has 2 exons. Lineage: Eukaryota; Viridiplantae; Streptophyta; Magnoliopsida; Zingiberales; Zingiberaceae. Gene Ontology annotation, biological process: glutathione metabolic process. Gene Ontology annotation, molecular function: glutathione transferase activity. Gene Ontology annotation, cellular component: cytoplasm. The coding region runs from base 107 to 820 and encodes 237 amino acids.
AAAUAAGUGGAAGGUUGGUCAAACCUUCUCGCCUACAAAUGGCAGAACCACCGCCGGCGAUGCACUCAGCCAUAAGUCGCCAACACUGGAAUCAAUUUUCCCUCCCAUGGCCGGAGCUGCGGCGGAGGACGUGAAGGUUUUGGGUGCCCCGCUGAGCCCCUUCGUCAUCAGGGUCCUCAUCGCCCUCCGCCUCAAGAAAGUCGAGUACGAGCUCGUGGAGGUGCGGUUCUUGGAGCCGAAGAGCGAGAUCCUGGUGAAGUCCAACCCAGUCUACAAGAAGAUCCCCGUGCUGCUCCACCGCGGAAAACCUAUCUGCGAGUCCGCCGUCAUCGUCCAGUACAUCGACGAGGAGUGGUCCAACGGCGGCGGAUCCUCCUCCAUCCUCCCCACCGACCCUUUCGACCGCGCCAUCGCUCGGUUCUGGGCCGUCUACAUCGACGACAAGGUGCGUGCUUUAAUUAGGGCUUUGAGGGGGGAGACGGAGGCGGCCAAGGUGACGGAGUUGGCCGGCCAAUUCCGACAGGUGCUGGGGUUGCUGGAACAGGUCUUCACGGAGUGCGGUAAAGGGAAGGGCUUCUUUGGCGGGGACGCUGUCGGCUACCUGGACAUCGUGCUGGGGAGCGGCCUGGGGUGGAUAAUGGCGGUGGAGAAGGGCAAAAGCGUCAAGCUUUUGGAUGCGGAGGAGCUUCCUCGUUUGGUGGGAUGGGCGGGGCGGUUCCUGGCGGAUGAAUCAGUGAAGGGGCUGGUGCCGGACGGCGACGAGUAUUUGAAGAUUUACGGAGUCACGGCGGCUACGACGAGCGCUACUCCUGCUGCGUAAGAUCUAUCAUAAAUGAUGUGAAAUUAGGGUUUGUGAGUCGAGAAUUCUCCUAAUAAAUAAAUGAAUGGGAUAGCAACACAGUUGUAAACGUUAAUAGGCAAAUUAUUAAUGUUUUUAUAAUA